GUUUAGUGUCCCUCGUCACAUCAAGGACAUCAAGAACAGCUCAGUGGAAAUUGAGGAGCGAUUUUCUACUACUUAAGCGACCCUAAUUGCUAUUGCGUUGGAAUAAAUCUAGUUUCUGGUUUGUUGCGUGGAAUUCUUUCAUCGGCAGUCUCGUUAGAGUUGAACAGAUUUUAUUGACCCUGACAACCUACUAGGAGGCACACAACCAUGGGACCGCCAGCGACAAAGAAGCGAAAGACGACCGCGACGAAGUCCGUGGCUGAUAUGGCAGCAGCAGCUCCUGGAGAGAAAAGUAGUGAAAACGCUGAUUAUACAACAGUCAAGGAAGAGUCACGAACACCAAGCGGCAAAAUAAAUGCAACGGAAGAUGACGAGGAGGAACGGGCGGGUGACGACGUCGCUAUGGCCGACCAGGAGCGGGAAGAUAUUAGUAUUACCGACAGUGAAGUAGAGUCGCUCGGCGAUGACGAUUCAGAGUCUUCUGACGACGAUGAGAGCCCCGCCGGUUCUUCACGAAAGAAGCAGAACGCCGCACAGCCGGCGGGUGGCGGCUUGAAAGGUCUUGCGACAGCGUUUCAGCGCAUCUUUGCAAAAGACGAAAGUGCCGAGAAAAAGAAACCGCUUGUGCUGGGCGAAACCGAUGCUGACGAAACCGCGGGAGCCAACAAGAAUGCGGAGGCUGAGGCAAAUCGUUUGAUUGACGAGGCCAAGACGAAGAAGAAAACAAAGAAGUCCGCCCGACCCCUCGCCGAGAUCGAGAAGAAAGUCGAGGCAGAAGCGGUAAAAAAGAAUCAAGAAAAGCGACUGGCGAGACAGCUGAAAGCGAACGAAAGUCUGGAGGCGAGGGGCAUACACACCAAGCCAGACGUUGUCAAGGAUCAGGUACAAGAAUUUGUGAUUCUUCGAAUAUGUAUACGAGAAGAUGAAUGUAGCUAAGUACUACUAUGUUAUGCAUGUCAAACUAAAUGUAAAUGGUUCCUUCGUGAGGCGAUGCGAACGUGCAGCGCGUUGAUAAUUCGUCUUGAAAAUAACAACCUGCAUCAAGAUCAACUUCAAACCACACAACAGACUUUCGAGCGAAGCCUGAGGAGUCUGGCGACGCGGGGUGUCGUGAAGUUGUUUACUAGCAUGCAUCGAUUGCAGAAGCAGGAGGAUAUCGUUGUGGUCGGAAAUAACAAAGCGAAGAAAGCGGAACGGGCACUGGAGUACACACAGGCACGGCAGCGGAAAAGGGAGGAACGCGCUGAUCGCCUCUUGUAUCGCGAGGAUUUGUGAAUGUGAUCUACUUGUGCUUUUACAGCAUAGGUUCGUUUGUGCUUGCUCUUUUUGACGCUUAGCCCAUGACUGUAUCGACGAAGACACGCUCUCUCGCGCUACCGUAUUCAUUCAUCAACACGAG
Molecule: messenger RNA, 1399 nt
Organism: Amoebophrya sp. A120
Lineage: Eukaryota; Dinophyceae; Syndiniales; Amoebophryaceae
Source: the annotation of a GenBank genome assembly